Malaclemys terrapin pileata is the source of this 1168-nucleotide messenger RNA. RefSeq names its product RAB14, member RAS oncogene family (gene RAB14). Gene Ontology annotation, molecular function: GTP binding; GTPase activity. Gene Ontology annotation, biological process: Golgi to endosome transport; defense response to bacterium; endocytic recycling. The transcript has 9 exons. The coding region runs from base 309 to 956 and encodes 215 amino acids. The record is from RefSeq and is a predicted model, not a curated record. Gene Ontology annotation, cellular component: Golgi apparatus; phagocytic vesicle; trans-Golgi network. Lineage: Eukaryota; Metazoa; Chordata; Testudines; Emydidae.
GGGGCACCGCCAUCUUGGAUAAGGGGGGGGAUGGGGGCGCAGUAGAGCCGUCAGAACUGAGCCUGUGGGAGCCCCGGAGCGAGGCAGAGACCCAGCCCGGCCGCCGUUGCCCAGCCCGAAGCAGAGCCGUACAGCGCCCAGAGGGGACCGGGCUGCCGCCGUCGCCGCCACCGAGAGAGCCAAGCUGCACAACCACCAGCUCCCCGAGCCCAGUUCCUGCUGGAGUCUCUUCCUCCUGUCCUUCCUGCUGUGCUCUAAACUAUUGUCCACACCAUUUUGUUUGGAUUAGUUUCCUUUUUAGUGCCACAAUGGCAACUGCACCUUACAACUACUCUUACAUCUUUAAAUACAUCAUUAUUGGGGACAUGGGUGUAGGAAAGUCCUGCUUACUUCACCAAUUCACAGAAAAGAAAUUUAUGGCUGACUGUCCCCACACAAUUGGGGUCGAAUUUGGUACAAGAAUAAUUGAAGUUAGUGGCCAAAAAAUUAAACUGCAGAUCUGGGACACAGCAGGACAAGAGCGAUUUAGGGCUGUAACACGAAGCUACUACAGAGGAGCAGCAGGAGCUCUCAUGGUCUAUGAUAUUACUAGAAGAAGCACAUAUAACCAUUUAAGCAGCUGGUUGACAGAUGCAAGGAACCUCACCAAUCCAAAUACUGUGAUAAUCCUCAUAGGAAAUAAAGCAGAUCUGGAAGCACAGAGAGAUGUUACAUAUGAAGAAGCCAAACAAUUUGCAGAAGAAAAUGGGUUGUUGUUCCUUGAAGCAAGUGCAAAAACAGGAGAGAAUGUUGAAGAUGCAUUCCUGGAGGCUGCCAAGAAAAUCUACCAGAAUAUCCAAGAUGGAAGCCUGGAUCUGAAUGCUGCAGAGUCAGGUGUACAACACAAACCUUCAGCUCCACAGGGGGGUCGACUAACCAGUGAACCCCAGCCCCAGAGAGAAGGCUGUGGCUGCUAGUGACCUCUAUUCCAUGGCUCCAUUUUUGACCUUUCACCUCUGUUGGAAGCAGUACUUUUGACUGCUUCAUUGUCUUCUGUACAUCUUACUGGGUUUAAUUAAACUCUGAGACAACAGUUUAACACAAUACUAAACUGCUAAACAACUUUAGAUGUAAUCAGGUUAUCAAAGGCAAGUAGAGUAAUAAAACCUCUCCUGCAUGGUAAAUCUAG